Messenger RNA from Theobroma umbraticum, 515 nucleotides. Its product is annotated as photosystem II 5 kDa protein, chloroplastic-like. Lineage: Eukaryota; Viridiplantae; Streptophyta; Magnoliopsida; Malvales; Malvaceae. The record is from RefSeq and is a predicted model, not a curated record.
AAUUUAACUAACUUGAAACAAAAACUCCCUCAGAGUCGGAAACCCGUUGGCACCUAAGCACCUGAAGUAAAAAUGGCUUCGAUCACCAUGACAGCAUCAUUCCUCGGCACCACCAGCCUCACAAAAGGGUCUCCCAGAAUUGCCCACAGGAGACUCGUGGUUGCCAAUACUGCAAAAGGAGCUGAAGUGGAGAGUGUUAAGUUGAGCGGUGAGACCAAAAGAGAGUGCAACAAUCGCAGGAGGGAGCUGAUGUUUGCAGCUGCAGCUGCCGCAGUUUGCUCAGUUGCCGGGGUUGCAGCGGCAGGCGAGCCCAAACCUGGCACUCCAGAGGCCAGGAAGGUGUAUGCUCCUAUUUGUGUCACCAUGCCGACUGCUAAGAUCUGUCACAAGUGAGGCACUGCCGUAGUCUGGCUGUGGCAGUGCUGAAAACCAUGUAACUUGUUAGUGCUUGUAAUUUUUAUCUUGGGAGGUACUUGAAAUCUAAUUCAGUGCUUUAUUUUGCCCGAUGAUCGCAA